Lingula anatina is the source of this 879-nucleotide messenger RNA. RefSeq lists its product as uncharacterized. Gene Ontology annotation, molecular function: CoA-ligase activity. NCBI's taxonomy places the organism in Eukaryota, Metazoa, Brachiopoda, Lingulata, Lingulida, Lingulidae. The record is from RefSeq and is a predicted model, not a curated record.
AUGUCAGGGGCUGCGCCAUUGGGUAAAGAUAUUGAAAAGAAACUGGAAUCGCGUCUGAGGACAUGCAAAGUUGUACAAGGAUACGGUGCGACAGAAGCCAGCCCGUCCUGUUCCUUGCCUCCGCCAGACGUGCGAACGUUUCGGUCCGGUUCUGUCGGCGUUUUGGUUGCAAGCACAGAGUGUAAGGUUUUAGAUCCGCAAUCCGGAAGGGAACUCGGCCCAAACGAAGAUGGUGAACUUUGCUUCCGCGGAUGUCAAAUCUUCAGAGGCUACCUGAACAAUCCCGAAGCCACGGAUGCCGCCAUUGAUGAGGAGGGGUGGUUUCACAGCGGUGACAUUGGCCACUAUGACGAAGACCAGAACAUUUACGUUAUCGACAGAAUCAAAGAAUUCAUCAAAUACAAAGGGUUCCAGGUGGCACCAGCAGAGCUAGAGGACUUGUUGUUAACGCACCAUGCCGUCGCGGACGCUGCAGUAGUUGGACGUCCUGACGAAGACGCCGGAGAGCUGCCCAUGGCGUUCAUAGUCCUCAAACCGGGACAGACAGCCACUGAAACGGAGAUUGCUAAUUUUUUAGCAGCCAAAGUUGCCCCGAUUAAGCGCCUUCGAGGCGGAGUUGAGGUUGUCCAGGAAAUUCCAAAGACUGCAAGCGGGAAAAUCCUGCGUAGAGUUCUACGCGAAGAAUUGCGAAAGAGGGCACUGCAGCUGAAAAAACCUUAGCUAUGAUAUUGUAAACUUUGUUUUUUUAAUUGUCACAAUCUUUAGAGGUGACUCAUAAAACGAUUAUUAAUAAAGCAUGGACAUAUGACCAUGGACUGCUCUCGGCACCGCCACUUUCUCCUUUUCUGUAACGAGUGACUUAAAAACAAGAAAUCUAGG